Messenger RNA from Chenopodium quinoa (quinoa), 1184 nucleotides. Its product is annotated as methyltransferase-like protein 7B. Gene Ontology annotation, molecular function: S-adenosylmethionine-dependent methyltransferase activity. The transcript has 6 exons. The record is from RefSeq and is a predicted model, not a curated record. NCBI's taxonomy places the organism in Eukaryota, Viridiplantae, Streptophyta, Magnoliopsida, Caryophyllales, Amaranthaceae. The coding region runs from base 70 to 840 and encodes 256 amino acids.
UUUAAUUCAUACAAGAACAGAACAAAAUCCCCCAAAACCCAUAUUUUUGCAGUCAUUAGGAUUGUGCAAAUGUGGAAGAAGACAUUUUAUGGAGACAAUUGCAAGCACUGUUCUUCAUACUUCACUCCCCUCUCUUGCUUUAGAGUUAGAGCCCAACUCAUCUUCCAUGCACAGGACAUGCUAAACAGAAUCCACCCUCCGAGGUCAGAUUGGUACGAGGAAUUCUAUGCAUCAGUUAUGAACUAUGGCAUGAAAGAAUAUGAAGCUGAGGUUGCAGGUUACAAGUCUCAGCUCUUUGAUAAGUUGAAGGGACAAACCAAAGAAAUUUUGGAGAUAGGUGUUGGGACAGGACCUAAUUUCAAAUACUAUGCCCGUGAUGCACGUAUGGUUUUUGGGAUUGAUCCGAACAGAAAGAUGGAGAAGUAUACCAGGAGAGCAGCUGAUGCUGCAGGUCUUUCUCCUGAUAGAUUUAAAUUCGUGCAAGCGGUAGGGGAGGCUUUACCACUGGAUGAUGCUUCUGUUGACACUGUCAUUGGAACACUUGUAUUGUGUUCUGUCAAAGAUGUUCCUAGGACUCUUCAAGAGAUAAAGAGGGUGCUUAAACCAGGAGGGCUAUACUUGUUUGUGGAGCAUGUGGCUGCAAAGGAUGGAACGUCAUUGAGGCUUCUGCAGAAAAUUUUCAACCCGCUGCAGCAGCUGCUAGCUGAUGGAUGUCAUCUGACAAGAGAAACGGAGAAGCACAUUUCCGAAGCAGGCUUUUCUAGUGUCAAUAGCAGCACGAGUUUCAUCUCUAGUGCGUUGUUUAUAAACCCUCAUCUCUAUGGAAUUGCUCACAAAUGACUCGGUGAAGAGCCUCUCAAGUCAUAUUGUCGAAUUUUAAGGUGGCCAAAGUGGCUUGGCUGGAUUUCUUAAUCAAUCAUAUUUGGUGCAGAGUUUUCAGUUUUAGUAAUUAAGUCCAAUACCUAGUCCUUUUAUAUGAUGAUGAAUGUGCUAAUUUGUGGCUUGGUUUCAUUUUGUUGGUCAAAAAGUAUAUGAUGUUUAGUACAAGUACAUCUUUUGUCAUACAAGACAAUGACAGAGAAUGUUGCUAAAAUAAUUAUUCCUAGUUGGUAUCAAUAUGUGCAAUUGAAUGAAGUACCAUUUCUUGAAAUUAAUAAUGGCGUCAAUGAAUGGGAAAUGUUUCG